AAAAAAAAAAAAAAAGGUUAAAUGUCCAAGGACUGAACACACCCAUCUAAGCAGCAGUAUGGACAAAGGCUGUGCAAUGAGGGCUUCUCUGCAACGGCUGAACAAGUCCCAUCAUGCCAAGGAAGUUUGUCAGGGUGUGCAGGUAGACACAGCCUAGUUUCCUGACAGAGACGUGUGUGCAUGUGCGGGAUUCAAAUACCCUGUAUUUGCUCAGCAAGACAGAUGGCAUUAUGUUUUUAAACUUCACAACUUCCUAAGGAUUCAUUAUCGAACAGAAGGGGAAAUACAAAAGGAUACAAAGACUUCAGGAUAUAUAAGAAACAUUUCUGUCUAUCUCAACCAGCUCUCCCAAGAUGCCAUUCAGAACAUCACUGCACAGAAAGCCAUCCUCUGGUCGUUGGCCCAGCAGGAAUCCCAAGCGUCGGGAGGUGCUGUCAGUCAACAUGAUCAGCCUACCACUUGCUGAUUUCCGCCACCUCUCACAUAUUGGCAACGAUGCCCACACGGACAGCUUUGGAGACCUGUCCUUCUUAAAGAUGGGCCACAACUUGCUUUUACAAAGCUCCCAGAGCGAGCAGAACCUCUUCAUGGCCUGCUCUCCGCCACCCAAGCCCCCUCGUCUGAACCUGGAUGAGACGGAGGGGUCAGAGAGCCCUGACUGGUCUGUCGGCCACCAGCACAACACUCCCCACAAGAGAAAGAAAUGCAGCUCUAUGCCGCUGCUGGACAGUGAAGAAGGAGAAGGAGAGCUAGAAAAGGAGGAUGGGUACCAAAGAGGGAAUACUGUUGCUUACAAUCUGACUCACAGCCUUGGUCGGGGUAGUGUGAGUUCAGACAAAGAUGGAGACUCCUCAGAAAUCUGUGACAAAACUGAAGGACAGCAAAAGGACGAGGAAAGUGGCUUUUCAUUUAGCCUCGACCUGGGUCCUUCGAUCCUGGAUGAUGUUCUGCAGGUGAUGGACAAACUCCACAAUUAGACAACGCAAUAGCCGAGCAUUACAGGAAGGCUUUACUAAGGGGAUGAGAUCCGACUCAUCUCGCUCUGGGGGACACACUUCUGAUAUUAUGGACAGACCAAAAACCUAAAGUGAUGUUACUUGAUCAAUAAACCUUUAUAAAUCUGCCUCCAUUAUCCCAGUACACUAAGUGGUGACUAAUAACCUGUGGAGGGAACUGACAACAUCUAUAUUUUAAUGCAGUUAAACCAGUAUACUGGAAACAGGUUCAUUUUUGGACCAGAUCAUCCAGGCAAACUUUUAACAGGGACACCCUACUCUCAAGAGAACCAGAUAUUAUGUCUGUAGGACACUUGCAUCCACAGCAAUCUGGUUUGACAGGUUAAACUAAAAGAAUACAACUACACAAAGUUAAUGAUCUCCUUAGAUUCACCCCUUGCAGAGGUAGAUGCAAUGUUUAAGUUAAUAAUUGAACGCUGUCUGAUGUCAAACUCCAAGCUGGACAUUUUCACCUUCUUUUACUUCCCUCCUUUGCUAGUGUAGUCCCCCAAACCACACAGCACUGUGCUGAAAACGGCUGUUAAGACUUAAGAGUGUUGUGUUUAAGAAAAGAAAAGCUGCGGCUGGAAUCCAAGGUCCUCGAGCUGUGAUGUCUUGGCUCUUGGCGUGCUUGCCAAUCUAUUGUGUGCAGAGGGCAAUUUUUCCUCCGCACGCAUCCCAGAGGCCCCACUCAAAGGUAGACCAAGGUACCCCCCAUCUCUCUCAAUGCAGUGAAAACAAACACUUAGCUCUGCUUCCAAUAAAAGCCAGCCAGUGGUGGCAGGUUGGGCUGCAGACCAAGCCAGGCCACAGGUCCAAGACCUCAGAAGAAGAAGAGGAAGAAAAAAAAAAAAGAAGCUCUGGAGCAAGCUGUUUGCUUAGCUGCAAAUCAGAGUCCGAUGCUCUGGUGAGUGGCGCACGAAAGGGAAAGUGGUAAAGGGUAAUGUGAUACUUCCACAUAUGCAGGGGGUGUCGAGGGAGGAGGACCAGAGACAUCCAUUACUGCAGCAUAACUCCUGAUGAGGUUUUAAACACUACCUUCUGACUAAACAGACCCCCGACACGUGAAAAAUACACGCUUGCAUCUCACACACACUGUGUGUAACUAAAAAGAAACACACCUGUAUACGUGUGAGCACGCAUGGUCAAACUGAGAUUUUUAAAGACAAUCUAGGUUCAAUUUCCUCAGGUUUGGAGAGAAGAGAGUCAGGACAGUCUGUGCCUUAGUGGGAGGUUGGCAGAAAAGGCUGUGGGGCAAACCCAGAACCAGUCAAAUUCCUAUGUGCCCCAUGGGGUCAUGCUGCAAAAUAAACAAACCACAAGUGUCCCGCUUCUAGAAAUAGGUUUAGAAUUCUAUGUAUGUCCUUACAGACACUGCAAUGUUUGUGGGUACAUCUGCACUGUAUAUCUGUUUUGGCAUCUCCUAUUUUAAACUGGAUACCAUUGCCCCUGUUUCUUGUAUAUGUUAUGACAAUAACACAUUGUGAAACUUUUUUUUUUUUUACAUUGAAAAAUGUACUGUUUUGUAUUUAGGGAAGUAAAGAAAAAUUCCAAGUUUUAAAUUCCAAGAUUGGUGGUUUUGUGGACAGAAGUGCUGGUGUCAACAUUUUAAGAGUUUGUAUGAGAUUGUUUACACACCCUGAUGAACUGACACUUAUUUGGCUUUGUAACCAUCAGAAGCCACUGUGGAGGCAAUAAGCCUUGUCUGUCACUUCUGCACAGUUUCUAGAGAAAUUAUAGCCUUGAACUAUCCAACACUACAAGCAGCACAAUAUUAUUUCAAGGUGAAGACACACACAAGCCUAAAUUAGACAGGCAUGUUAAGCAGGAUUUCAUGUAGUUUCAUGGUAAUACUGUAAACUGGACUUUGAACUGCUGGGUUGCUAGGCAUUCAGUAAUGUCAAGUACACCUGUAUCACAAAGAAAUUACUUUCAAUGGUUAACCAGGGUUGACACACCCUGGGUAACCAUUGAAAGUAAUUUCAUAGACAUUUCUGUACAGGCUUUUUAUGAUAAGCAGGAGAAAGAGCUACUCAG
This is a messenger RNA of Seriola dumerili (greater amberjack), 3032 nucleotides long. Its product is annotated as cdc42 effector protein 3-like. The record is from RefSeq and is a predicted model, not a curated record. Lineage: Eukaryota; Metazoa; Chordata; Actinopteri; Carangiformes; Carangidae. The coding region runs from base 354 to 977 and encodes 207 amino acids. The transcript is spliced from 3 exons.